UUCAAGCCGGAUUAAGAGUUGAUUAUGAGGGCUUGUGAUACUUUCUAUCAUGCCGGAAAUGGUGGGAUACUGAAGCAGAAUGAAAUUGUCUGUUUCAGUGACAGUUUUCCAACAGCGGGAAGCUUUAUUUAGCUAAAUUUGAAAUAACCCAUAUGGUGAUCUUGCUCUUUUCUGAUCAGAAUGCUUGAGAGUGAGUCCAGCUGGAUCAGUUCACAGUUUUAUGUAUCAGCAGGAUUAUUUUUCGGAUGAUGCUAUGUUCCAUUGACUUCAAGUUCAGCUUUGGUCAUUAAAAACCAGUAAUCCAACAUCUUCCGGGAAUUUUCCUGAUCAAAUACUAAAUUGAUUUGAUGGCAACACGUCAUUACAGUCAAAAACAAAAGAAGCACUACCUUGAACUUGACAUGUUGACGGAAAGAAGACGACAGAGGCUUCCUUCCAGAGAACUAAACUUCUUUGAUCCUAUGAUUCAAUGUACUGAUAAUGAAUAUCGGGCUCCUUUAUGAUUUGUCUGACGGGUUCCAAAUUUACCAUGAAUCUCUCAAUGACUAUAAAUUGUUGACAGGGUCAGGCGACUCCUUGAGACAAGAAAGCUGCAACUUCUCUUCACUUUCCCACCAGAUUUUUUACAUUAUAAAAAAAGAUUCACACUUUGACUUCGACGUAUGGAUCGCCUAGUUCCUCCUAUACACAUAACUAUACCAGCAGAAGGUGGUUUAGCAGAAAAAAAGUGAAAAGCAAAGAGCUAAAAAUGGCCAACUUAAGCCUUCUUUCUGGAUCAUACUUCAUGUUCUUUAUCCUAUGCCUCAGCCUCAGGGGUUCCCUUUCAUGCCUUCAUGAUUAACGAGAAGCUCUCCUGGAGUUGAAAGAUUUACUAGUUCGAGACAUGGUAACGGACAACCUAACAGAUUUGUUUCUUGGUGGCUUAGAGACAUGGAAUUCCAGUUCGGAAUGUUGUCAGUGGCUCCUGCUACAGUGCAAUUCUCGCUCAUCUUCGCAAGAAGUGACUGGUCUUAAUCUAUCCAGUCUUUUUCCCUUGGUAGGAAAGACUUCAACUGUUUUGGGAUCAGUUUUCCGGAUAAAGACCUUAAUGUCGCUUGACAUUUCCUACAAUUCAAUACAAGGUGAAAUUGCAGGCAUUGGGUUUGGCAAUUUGACCGAGCUAGCGUAUCUUGACAUGAGGGGAAAUAGCUUCAAUGGUUCUAUUCCUCCUCAGUUGUUUCGUUUAAGGAAUCUUGAAUUCCUUGAUCUCAGUGGUAACAAGAUUGAGGGUAGCUUACCUGGCGAUGUUGGCGGUCUUAGGAAGUUGAAACAGUUGAGCUUGGAUGCCAAUAUCAUUCGUGGAGAGAUUCCUGAAGAGAUUGGAAACCUCACUGAACUGAGGAAGUUGACACUUCCGGGCAACCAAAUUUCUGGCAGGAUUCCGUUGUCAAUAUUGCAGCUAAGGAAGCUGGAAGUAUUGCAGCUGCAGAACAAUUCAUUGUCGGAGGAGAUUCCAGCAGACAUUGGGAACUUGGUGAACAUAACUACUUUAGACUUGAGCAAGAAUAAUUUGAGUGGUGAAAUCCCAUCAUCAAUUCAGACGCUGGGAAAGCUGGAGACACUUCAGCUGGAGAAUAACAAGCUCUCUGGCGAGAUCUCAACAUGGUUAUUUGAUCUCAAGGAGAUGAAGAAGUUGCACCUUGGAGGAAACAGACUAGCAUGGAAUAACGACAUCACAAUCACUCCAAAGUGUAAGUUAUCUUCUUUGUCAUUGAGAUCUUGCAGUGUCAGUGGUCAGAUUCCUCGCUGGCUUGCCAAUCAAACUGAUCUUAUUUUCUUGGACUUGAGUGAGAAUCAGAUCGAAGGAGACUUCCCACAGUGGUUAGCUGAACUAAAUCUCGGAACUAUUAUUUUAUCAGAUAACAAACUUGCAGGUUCGCUCCCACCUCAGUUGUUUCAAUCUCGAAAUUUGUCAGUCCUUGCCUUGUCAAGGAACAACUUUUCUGGGGAACUGCGAGAAAUUAAUACUACUUCAAUAAUGGUACUCAUGCUCUCAGAAAACAAUUUUUCUGGGCCGGUGCCAAAAUCUCUCUCCAAAAUCUAUAGGCUAUUACUUCUGGACUUGUCAACAAAUAGUUUCUCUGGCAGUGAAUUUCCAGCAUUUGGAGAAGAUGGCUUAAUCGCUUAUGUUGAUAUAUCUUCCAAUAAGUUGUCUGGCAAGGUUCCUGCAGCUUUUGGACUGAACCUAAUGAUGCUCUCAUUAAGCCAAAAUGACUUUUCUGGUCCAUUACCUCAGAAUUUGAGCAAUUUGAGUCAGCUUCAACACCUUGAUCUUCAUGACAACAAUAUAACUGGUGAAUUUCCAGCAUUCCUCUAUCAGUUGUCCUCACUUCAAGUACUUAAUCUUAGGGACAAUUCCUUUGAGGGAUCAAUCUCGGAUGAUCUGUCAAAUCUUAGUAGUCUCCGAAUCCUAGACCUCUCCAACAAUAACCUCGUUGGUGACAUUCCUCCAAGCUUCGGGAAUCUUACUGGAAUGAUUGAUACACCUGAUGUCCCAUCAACGCUUUCUGAAAUUUUUAGCUUUCAAGUUGAAAUCCAUGACUUGAUAGUAAACUGGAAGAAUUCAAAGCGAGGCCUCUCCAACCGGAACCUGGAUAUCUAUACUUUCUUGGACUUGUCAAAGAACCAGUUAUCAGGAGAAGUUCCUCCUUCAUUAGGCAGUCUUAAACGUUUGAAGCUACUCAACCUUUCAUACAAUGAGCUUUCAGGCAACAUUCCUAUGAGUUUUGGUGAUCUGGAGAGUUUAGAGGCCUUGGAUUUGUCACACAAUAACUUUGAUGGUGAAAUACCCAGAUCAUUUGCCAAGCUCCAGAAACUAAAUACUUUAGACUUGAGCAACAACAAACUCGCAGGUAAAAUUCCUGAGAGUCCUCAAAUGGAUAGGCUGAUUGAUCCAGACAUUUAUGCCAACAACAGUGGACUGUGCGGGGUGCAAAUUGAUGCUCCUUGUGAAGAAGGCUCGCAGCCACCUGAGUCACCGGAGGAGGAGAAAAAGGAAACAUGGUUUUCAUGGGAAGCGGCAGGAAUUGGCUACCCUGUUGGGUUCUUGUCUUCAACUGCACUGAUGUAUGUCAUUGGUUAUUUCACCGUUACACCAUUGCAUCACCGCCGGCAUCAUGCUCGUCGAAGGUGAAUGACUCUCAGUAUCAGGAAAUGGAAAGGCUCAGUUCCACCUCUGGGUUCGUUUCCAUCAGUCUUGGCCAUCUAGGCUAUUGGCUGUCUCAAGGUUGCACCAGAAGUACUUGAACUACACCAUCUUAGGCAUUUCUCAUCAGAAUUUAAUGAGUUCCCUUUUAUUAAGUGUGAUGAAUAUAUUGAUAGUUUUCCCUUUGUAGAACAUAAUGAAGCCUUGGUCUAUUGAAAAAAGCACAGAACUUUGAUCAUGCAAUCAUGAAAUUAGCAAAUAGAUGAUAAAAAAA
Messenger RNA from Theobroma umbraticum, 3458 nucleotides. The record is from RefSeq and is a predicted model, not a curated record. NCBI's taxonomy places the organism in Eukaryota, Viridiplantae, Streptophyta, Magnoliopsida, Malvales, Malvaceae.